AUUGAAACGCUACCCAAGAGCGAAUGGACUUUUUGAAGAAAUAAGACAGGGCAACAUUGAUCGUGAGUGCAAGGAAGAAAUCUGCACAUUUGAAGAAGCAAGAGAAGCUUUUGAAAACACGGAGAAAACCCUGGGGAAUCUCCGAGGCCACCACCGCCUUCGGCCCCGCCGCUGCCCGCCGCGCAGCCCUCGCUUCCGCACCGCCUUUGCCUUCGCCCUGGUGCCCGGGCCCCCAGCCAUGGCCACCCCGCAGCUCUCCCAAGUGCGCCAGAACUACCACCCCGACUGCGAGGCCGCCGUCAACAGCCAGAUCAGCCUGGAGCUCUACGCCUCCUACGUGUACCUGUCCAUGGCCUUCUACUUCGACCGCGACGACGUGGCCUUGAAGCACUUCGCCCGCUUCUUCCUGCGCCAGUCCCGCGAGGAGACCCAGCGUGCCGAGAAGCUCAUGGAGCUGCAGAACCAGCGCGGGGGCCACAUCCGCCUCCGCGACAUCAAGAAGCCGGACCGCGACGACUGGGAGGGCGGCCUGAAGGCCAUGGAGUGCGCCCUGCACCUGGAGAAGAGCGUGAACCAGAGCCUGCUCGACCUGCACCAGCUGGCCACCGACAAGAACGACGCCCAGCUCUGCGACUUCCUGGAGAGCCACUACCUGCACGAACAAGUCGAGGCCAUCAAAGAGUUGGGGGGCUAUGUCACCAACCUGAGCAAGACGUGGGCUCCGGAAGCCGGCCUGGCAGAGUACCUGUUUGACAAGCUCACCCUGGGCGACAGCGACAAAAAGAACUGAGUUGGGACUGUUUCCCCGUAGCCCCGGGGCCCAUGGUGACUUUCCCUGAUCACCAUGCCGAGCAUGCGUAUUGCAGUAUUGCUUCUGCAAAAGGUUCCAGUUCUUUUCUUCCAGUUUUUCCAAGAAUAAGUUAAUUUGGCUUAAAUAAAGUUAUUUGGUUCUUAAAUAAAGGUCUCUGGUUGAUUUGUAUGCAUAUCUCUCACCUUUUAAGUUUUAAAACGUAUUCUGGAAUCUCU
This is a messenger RNA of Lutra lutra (Eurasian river otter), 1026 nucleotides long. RefSeq names its product ferritin heavy chain-like. The coding region runs from base 239 to 790 and encodes 183 amino acids. The record is from RefSeq and is a predicted model, not a curated record. The transcript is spliced from 2 exons. Gene Ontology annotation, biological process: intracellular iron ion homeostasis; iron ion transport. Gene Ontology annotation, cellular component: cytoplasm. Gene Ontology annotation, molecular function: ferric iron binding; ferrous iron binding. NCBI's taxonomy places the organism in Eukaryota, Metazoa, Chordata, Mammalia, Carnivora, Mustelidae.